Syngnathus acus (greater pipefish) is the source of this 1491-nucleotide messenger RNA. RefSeq lists its product as uncharacterized. NCBI's taxonomy places the organism in Eukaryota, Metazoa, Chordata, Actinopteri, Syngnathiformes, Syngnathidae. The coding region runs from base 207 to 1313 and encodes 368 amino acids. The transcript has 4 exons. The record is from RefSeq and is a predicted model, not a curated record.
AGUAGAUGUGUGUUUUCUUUUUACAAUUACAAUAUAUUCGUUAUGCUAGUAAACACUGGGUAAUUGGUGCAAUGUUGACUGUACAUCUGAAAUGAGUCAUUUAGCAAUUUUGCUGUCUGAAUUAGUUUCAAAAGUGUUUUGUCACCACAAGACUCGGUGAGAACAUGCACAUUGUGGAGAAAAGGUGAAAGAGCAGGGGAAAUGUGAUGUUCCAAUGGCUGACCGGUUGCGUCACUGACUCUUCAGCCAUGAUCCUGCUGGGCCCCACUUUGUGCCUUCCCUCGCAGGCCACCGUCCAGGAACUCUUCGUGGUGGCCCGUGACGCCAACGCGGUCCCGAACAUCUCGCUGGACCCGGUCCUAGGGUCCUUCCUGUCUCUGGACUCGUCGGCCGCACUGCAGCACCAGUACACCUCGCUGCAGAGAAGCUUGAGUGAGGGGCAGAGAGCGGCGUUGGGCCUCCGCCUCAACCGAGAGCUGCCGGGCGGCAGGGUCACGCUCGGGGGCGUCGGUGUGGUCGCACUGGCUUUGUCCUUGCUGUUGGAUCAUGUCGCCCAACAGGUUAGAGGCAACAUUUCAGUGGAGGCUGGCCAAUCGCCCUUGACUAGCCCGCCGAAAAAGAUUUUUGGCAUUGCAGUCACUUCACGAAUCGGCCGUAUUGCGCACAACUACCUGAGCCUGAUCCCUGGUCUGGCCAACGACCAGGAACUGAUGGCCGAGACUACGGAGAUCUACGACAAUUGGCUGAAUCUGGAAAUGUUGGACCAUUAUCACAGGAUGACCAAGAAGAAGAGGAUGAGUUCUGUGUCCAUGCAGCAGUGGCUGACCGGAGCUGCGUUUCAUCUUCACAUGAGGAUACACCAGGUUCGUCUUCAUUCGGUGCCGACUGGGUCGGCAGAGUCUCUUCGUUUGUCCUACAAGACGGCGUUAAACCAUCUGCUGCAGGGUUACACUGUCUACCUCCACAGGAAUAUUCAGGAGACCGCAGCAUCACUAGCAGAGCAUCAUGGUAACGGGACCUGCUCCAGUGAGCUCUCCUUUAACAUCAGCCAAGCGAAGACUCUCGACCAGACAAGCCACGACGGCAUUUGUCGAAGCCACAAAGAGGGCCUGCUGGUCAUCGAGCCGGGCCGAAACGUCAGUCACGGCGUGUGGCAUCACCCCUGCGAGUCUCCGGCCAUCCAGCAAGCUCUGGUGACGCGCAUCAUAAACGCGCAAGACCUGGAGCACAGCAGAAGCUUUUUCCUGCACCCCAAAAAAGUCUUCCAACGACUGCUCACACAAGAGGAUGCUUUUGAGCUCAGCGCAGACUAGACGGGUCUGGAACCGCUUAAGUGGGAGCAAACCCCGUUUUUGUUACCAUACACAUACAACAAUGUGAGGUAAAACAGAUUUAUGUAUUUCAUUUUUAGUCAUCGUCGCAUGUGUUGUGUUGUGUGUGUCAAUAUGUAAAGUAUAAAAGGAAAACAAAAUGUUGACUAUUUUGGGGAAA